This is a messenger RNA of Elaeis guineensis (African oil palm), 1706 nucleotides long. The record is from RefSeq and is a predicted model, not a curated record. NCBI's taxonomy places the organism in Eukaryota, Viridiplantae, Streptophyta, Magnoliopsida, Arecales, Arecaceae.
AGUAGGGUGGUGGUGCGGCAGUUGGCAAAUUGCAAUGGACCUCCCUCUAAGUUUGCUGUGGAUCUCCCUCACCCUCGCUCUCCUCUACUUCCUCGCCACAGCUGCAAAGAAGAACUCAUCCACCGUCAGGCUGCCGCCCGGCCCGGCCGGGCUUCCCAUUCUGGGCAGCCUCCUGAAGCUGGGCGACCAGCCCCACCGCUCCCUCGCCCGCCUGGCCAAGACCCACGGCCCCGUGAUGGCCCUCAAGCUCGGCCUCACCGACACCGUCGUCGUCUCCUCCCCCGCCGUCGCCCGCGAGGCCCUCCAGAAGAAGGACCUCCCCCUCUCCGACCGCUGGGUUCCUGACGCCGUCCGGGUCUUCGGCCACGAGCAGGUGUCCAUGAUAUGGGGGGCCGCCACCCCGUCCUGGAAACACCUCCGCGCCAUCUGCAGCACUCACCUCUUCUCCGUCCGAAGCCUCGACGCCACGCGAGGCCUCCGGCAGCAGAAGGCCCGCGACCUCGUCGCCUACGUCCGCGCAAAUGCCGGCCGUCCGAUCGACGUCGGCCGAGCCGUCUUCGGGGCCGUCCUCAAUCUCAUAUCCAACACUCUGUUCUCGUUUGACCUGGCGGAUCUCCACUCGGAAUCCACCCAAGACUUCAGGGACUUGGUAUCGACCCUCACCUCGGAGGUUGGCAAGCCGAACCUCUCCGACUUCUUUCCGGUGCUUCGCAUCAUCGACCCGCAAGGCCGGCGGCGCAAAAUCGAACUCCAUCUCAAGAAAUUGUUCAAACUGUUCGACGAAAUAAUAGACCAAAGAUUGAGCGCCAAUCCUACAGCGGCGGCAGCGGAGAGUGGUGGUGAUUUCUUGGACGCACUUCUCCAGCUUCACGCCCAAUCCAAGCUCGAACGGAAGGCAAUAAGAUCCCUCCUCGCGGACUUGUUUGCUGCUGGCACGGAUACAAGCACGAUCACGACGGAGUGGGCCAUGGCCGAACUGCUCAAAAACCCGAGCAAACUGGCAAGAGUCCGCAAAGAAAUGGAGGAAGCGAUCGGAUUGCCAGGUCAAGAAGCAGAGGAGUCGGACGUUGCCCGGCUGCCUUACCUCCAAGCAGUGGUGAAGGAGGUGCUGAGGCUGCACCCGCCGGGGCCGCUGCUGCUGCCACACCGGGCGGCGGAGGCCGGGGUGGAGCUGGGAGGCUACGCGGUGCCGGAGGGGGCCCGGGUGCUGGUGAACGUGUGGGCCAUGGGGCGGGACGAGGAGGUGUGGGCGGAGCCGGAGGCGUUCGAGCCGGAGAGGUUUCUGGGGAGGGAGGUGGACUUCCGGGGACGGGACUUCGAGCUGAUCCCGUUCGGGUCCGGGCGGCGGGCGUGUCCCGGGCUGCCGCUGGCGGCGCGGAUGGUGCACCUGCUGCUGGCCUCGCUGCUGCGGGCGUUCGACUGGAGUUUGCCUGAAGGAAUGGCACCCGCCGACGUGGACCUUUCCGAGAGGUUUGGAGCUACGCUUGCCAUGGCCAGCCCGCUACAAGCCGUCGCUGUCCCUGUGGUAGCAGUCUAGACGAUUAUAACGUUUGGCCUAUCAGAAGCUCUGUAUUUCAUAAUAGCAAAUGCCUUUCAUCCUCCUCCUCCUCCUAGUAUUGGAAGCAUAAUACUAGAAUAUAUGUGGCACUAUUGAUGUAGCUGUUAUUUAUAUUUUUAAUAAAAAAAAAUGAAUUAGCAAAGACAAA